AUGGGUAGGGUGAAGCAUGAGAGAAAGAUCAGUGACAGAAAAUUAUGCAGUGAUGCAUUGGCAAACGCUGUUUCUGUAUCUUCAAAGCUCUUGGAUUCUGCAGAUAUUUCCGAUACAAUGUCGAAAAGAAUAUUCCUCUUUUACCAAAAGAACACGGGAAAACUUAUCAAAGAGGCAAAAUGUCUUCAAUCCCAAAAGAAAGAGCUAAUUAGAGAAUUAUUUGCUGCUAAUGAGAAAUUGGAAAAAGCAGAGGAAGUAAAUCGAAAGCUUACUUCUGAAGCUGAGCGUCUUCGCAGGAAUUUAGAAACCAUUCGUGACGUCUUGAAAGACAGUGACAUUGAUAAGGUAAAGGAACGGCUUGCUCAACUUGAGGACAAUAGUUUUUUGCAUACGCCUGUUUCUAAUCGAAGCCGUUGUCGAGUUCAACAUUCUGCUGGCUCUUUGCUUGAUUCGGACAACACAUCAUCCGGUGGUUCUGAUGUUGAGAAUCAAGUUCCAAAUGAACGUUUAUCUGUUCGACGUUCUGCACGACUAAGUAAAGGUGUAGAUAUUCCAUAUAUCGAUAGUCCGAAAACUCCAUCCCGCAAACGGCCAACGUUAGAUGAUGCUGAAUUCUAUCAUGAUGUUUCAUUUAAAAAGUUGGCGAUAGAUCAGACUAAUAUGGAAGAUAAUGGGCGUGGUUCUGAUGAUUCUUAUUCCGUCAAGUGUCGUUCUAGUGCGUUUCGGACACCCGAACCACCAAAGCAAAAGGUCUUCAUUGAAAAUCGUCUCACUCGUCUUCAUGACUUUCAUCCGAUUUCGGGUCUUCGUUUGGGAAUAUGCAGUUGCUGUGGUAAACGAUUCGCUUUUGGUAGACCUGCUUUGCGAUGUAAAAUCUGCAGACUCAUAGUCCAUGUACAGUGUCAGCAUCAGUUGAAGCAACGAUGUGUUCCACCCGCUGAUUUACCCCCAUUCAACUCGCCAAAGACUCCAAAUGGUGCAUUUAAUUCACCAAUGACACCUGUCACACUUCAUAGGUUGAGGAGUGGUGGUGGUCCUUCACCCCUAGCCCCAAGUACGCCUUCUUCGACCAUAAGACGACAGUUGUACCCUUGGCAUACCCUCAGUUUGGAUGCACUCUGUCCCGCUAACGAAUCACCGCGUAUUCCAGCAGCUGUCAUCCUUUGUGUUAAUGAAGUUGCCUCUCGGGGUUUUAUCCAACUGGGUAUCUAUCGCGUUCCAGGCGGUGAAAAGAAAGUGCAAGGUGUGAAAAUCCUGUUUAGUAAAUUUAAGCGAAUUCUAGUUAAGAAUAAUAUGCAGAUGGCCGUUGUUAAAAUCGUCUGCAUGUAUACUGGUGUUGGCAGUGUCUCAGAGAAGUUAAAAGUUUGCGUCCUAGUUAAUUUUAUUCCUGCUUCAACUUUAGAUCUCUUGGACAAAUUCCUCUAUAGCCGUACAACUCCCAGUCUGGCGCUGGUUGAAGAUAUCCAUGUUGUUUGCUCCUGUUUGAAGGCCUUCCUUCGCUUACUGGAUGAGCCGCUAGUUACACUGCGCCUGCGUCCUCAGUUUGUUGCAGCGGGCGAACUUUUCAACACUGAUCCGGAAAGGGCCAAGUAUCGUGCUGCCGAGUUGAUCGAGAGUUUACCGACUGCUAAUCGGGACACCCUGGCUUUUUUGUUGCUUCAUCUUAAGGAUGUUGCAAGGUCAAAGCCAUGCAAAAUGGGUGAGGCGAAUUUGGCCAAAGUUUUCGGACUCACUAUUGUUGGCCACUCCUCUGUUGAACCGCCAUUAGCUCUAGCUUCAAGCGAAAUUCAGUCCCAGCAGGCUACGGUUCGAUUGCUAAUUGCGGUACCUGACGCCGUUUACUCUACAAUUGUGGGUUAA
Messenger RNA from Rodentolepis nana, 1860 nucleotides. NCBI's taxonomy places the organism in Eukaryota, Metazoa, Platyhelminthes, Cestoda, Cyclophyllidea, Hymenolepididae. The record is from the annotation of a GenBank genome assembly.